Molecule: messenger RNA, 1115 nt
Organism: Pseudonaja textilis
Lineage: Eukaryota; Metazoa; Chordata; Lepidosauria; Squamata; Elapidae
Gene: JAM3
Product: junctional adhesion molecule 3
Biological process (GO): cell-cell adhesion; cell migration
Cellular component (GO): cell-cell contact zone; plasma membrane; protein complex involved in cell adhesion
Molecular function (GO): cell-cell adhesion mediator activity; protein homodimerization activity; protein heterodimerization activity
Source: RefSeq, a predicted model, not a curated record
GCUCGGCCCGGCGAGAACGGACGCCCGAAGUCCUUCGGCAUCAUGGCGCUUUGGCGGCCGGCGCUGCCGUUGCUGCUCCUCCUCCUCCUCCUCCUCCUGCUCCGCUACAGAGUCCUGGCAAUAGAGCUGUUUUCUAAAAACAUCAAUCCGGUGGUGGAAGAAUUUCGACAGGCCGAACUGUCCUGCAUUAUUGCUGCCACCAAAACAGCGAAUCCCAGGAUUGAAUGGAAGAAAAUCGGUAGCCAAGGCACAACCUAUGUGUAUUAUGACGGGAAGGUGCAAGGGGAAUGGGUAAACCGGGUGCAACUCAUCAGCAGGACGUCCCUGACCAUCUACAACGUCACCCGAGCUGAUAAAGGGAUCUACCGGUGUGAGGUGGUAGCUCCCGAUGAUGCCAUCCUCGGUGCAGAAAUCAACGUUAACCUAACGGUUCACGUGAAACCCGUGGCCCCCAAAUGCCGGGUGCCCCCUUCUGUCCCCGUGGGGAAAUCAGCCACCCUCUACUGCCAGGAAAAGGAAGGCUUCCCAGAGCCGACCUACAGCUGGUACCGUAACGAUGAAACGUUGCCCCUCGAUUCCAAAGCCAGCACUAAGUUCCAGAAUUCUUCCUUUACAGUGAACCCCAAAACCGGCAUGUUGGCCUUUGAAGAAGUCCACAAAGGAGAUUCGGGUCGCUACAGCUGCAGAGCCACGAACGUCGUGGGCGAAGCCUGGUGCGAAGGGAUCGAAAUGGAAGUCUAUGACCUUAAUAUUGUUGGGAUUGUGAUUGGAGUGCUGGUGGUGCUGAUCGUCCUGUCCCUGACCACAGUGGGGAUCUACUGUGCCUACAGGAAUGGCUUCUUCGUCCACAACAAACAAAACGGAAACAGCUACAAGACUCCCACAAAACCAGAUGGCGUGAACUAUAUUCACACAGAUGAGGAGGGCGACUUUAGACACAAGUCCUCCUUUGUGAUCUGAAACAAGCAGAGGCCCUUCGAUUUGGCCCGGUGGCGGGACCAGAAGAACCUUCCUCCCCGACGGGCAAUCGCCGAUGUGUGUGUGAAAACGUGUCCCUUUUUACUCCUUUCGCAUUUACAAGCACGCGGGCGCAAUGACCGUGGUUGGUGGGUUUU